AUGGAACUACAAGAGAAGAUUGCAGCUCUUCAAGCUCAUCAAAUUGAGAUAGAGAAUAGUACUGAGAUAAAAGAAUUGCGACUGACAAAACAACAGCUGGAAUUAAAAAUUCAGAAAUUUGAAGCUGAACUUCAUGACGAACGUGAUGCUCACAAACAUGACAAUUUACGACGGACAGAAGAAUUGCAACGUAUGCAACAAACUUUGGAGUGGCAAUUGCCACAAUUGGCUCAAAUUUGUGUCACUCGAUCGAGUGAUGAAUGGGCGCAAAAGUGUCGUGCGGUCGCAAAGAAAGUGCGAACUGAUUUAAAUUUUUGUGCACUUCAGGAGCGAAAUGAGUUAAUUACACGCGAACGACAUGCAUACGAAGCAUGUGAACGAAUUGAAUUGAAAUUAAAAACUUCAAUUACUGAAAAUGAAUUUUAUCGACGAGAAAUUGGACGUUUGGAAGAUAAUAACAAGAUUUUGCUUGAACAGUUGCAUACUAUACGUUUAUACUUAACACAACGGACAAUACCAAGUGUACCACCUCCUUUCAAUGUCAAGCCACUAUCUGUACCAUCAAAUACUUCGAUCAACUUAAGUGAUAUGGGUACAGUGAAUCAUUUAAAUACGCAACUUGGAAUUUUACACUCUCACUUUCAGCAACUUUUGGAUGUAAAUGACCGACAAAAAUCGACGUCAUUUUCUUCUAAUGAUCGUUUUGAAUUUCCAGACUCUCCAACAGCAUCAAAAGAUGAAAUUUCUGUUAAUUGUAAGAAAUUUACAAGUUCUAACGAUCAAAUGAAACAAAAAGAUGAAAAGAAUAUGAAGAUUGAGCAACUUGCGAUAAAUGCAGUAAUGGAAGAAAAAUUACGCAAUUCGAAAGUUUAUUCAAUGUCAUCGACUUUUCAAGAACAACAAAAGGAAUUACUGACGUCUCUUGAGUCACUUGGAACGUCAAAGUCUCGAUGUUUCUCAUUCUUUCAAGAUUCAAAUAGUCAUGGAAAUGAAGAGAAGGAACAUAAUGACGAACUGAGUUCGACAUUAUGGUAUCAACAGGAUUAUUGGCGUAGAAAGUAUCAAUAG
Molecule: messenger RNA, 1068 nt
Organism: Plasmopara halstedii
Lineage: Eukaryota; Oomycota; Peronosporomycetes; Peronosporales; Peronosporaceae
Exons: 1
Coding region: 1-1068 (355 amino acids)
Source: RefSeq, a predicted model, not a curated record